GCAGACGUGGUCUCAUGAUGGGCAUUUGGAAUGCCCACACGAGUGUUGGGAACAUUUUGGGGUCCAUCAUCCCAGGCGCCGUCAUUUCCUAUGGAUGGGGGUGGUCGUUCAUUGUUCCCGGCGCCAUCAUUGCCUUCCUGGGCAUCCUCGUCUUCUUCACCCUCGUCGAAUUUCCUGAGGACCUUGAUCUGCCCACACCGGAAGAAGUUGACAACCAGGAGAAGGGCGAGAGCACGCGGUUGUUGGACGUCGCACAGCCAGCACAAAAAGUUGUCCACCGCCCGAUCAAAUUCCUCGAUGCACUUCGCAUUCCCGGCGUUGUUGAGUUUGCGCUGAGUUUGUUCUUCUGCAAGCUUGUUGCAUACACCUUCCUCUUCUGGCUACCUUUCUACAUCAAGCACAACCCGGUGGGCGGGCGGUCGCUGUCGUCGGAGGAGUCUGCGUAUCUGUCGACGCUCUUCGACGCGGGCGGCAUUCUCGGCGGGACACUUGCUGGCUAUGUCUCUGAUCUGAGCAGAAAACCGGCUGUCGUCAGCUUUGUGUAUCUCAUCAUCAGCGUCCCCAUUCUGCUGGUGUACAGCUGGUUCGGUGCUGACAGCUACGGGCUGACCGUCGGGCUGCUGCUGCUGUGCGGCUUCUUUGUCAACGGGCCAUAUGCACUCAUCACCACCGCCGUGUCGGCAGAUCUGGGCACGCACGAGUCGCUGGCAGGAAAUCCGUUGGCGCUGGCGACGGUCACGGCCAUCAUUGACGGCACGGGGUCAAUCGGUGCUGCGCUCGGCCCGUAUCUCGCAGGCGCUAUGCCGAAAUGGACGGAAGUGUUCUACAUGCUCAUGGGCUCACUCGGCGCAGCGGCAGUGCUGCUGGUUCCGACGAUUGUGCGAGAGGUGCGAGAGAGCAGACGACAACGAACACAGCACGUCUUCAUCGUCAACCAAGCGUGAUACCAACCCAUCCAUCGCAGGAGCAACAACGAUGGUGCUUGCGUGUGCGCAUUGUGUGUGUGUGUGUGUGCGUGUGUGUGUUUGUGCUGGCGUAUGUCCGUCUGUCCGUCUGUCCAUCCGUCUGUCCGUCCGCUGUGUAUGUGUCCGUCUGUCUGUCUCUUUGCCUCUGUUUUGUCUGCUGCCCCUUUCCCUGUGCUGUGCUGUCCUUUCAUUGCCCAUCAUUCUCUCUCCUCUGCUCUUUGUUCACUUUUCCUCCUCGGCUUGCUCGCUUCCUCGUAUGUAGUAGCUCUUUGUUCAUUCA
Molecule: messenger RNA, 1245 nt
Organism: Salpingoeca rosetta
Lineage: Eukaryota; Choanoflagellata; Craspedida; Salpingoecidae
Product: sugar phosphate exchanger 2
Exons: 13
Coding region: 15-944 (309 amino acids)
Biological process (GO): transmembrane transport
Molecular function (GO): transmembrane transporter activity
Source: RefSeq, a predicted model, not a curated record